Dentiscutata erythropus is the source of this 528-nucleotide messenger RNA. The record is from the annotation of a GenBank genome assembly. NCBI's taxonomy places the organism in Eukaryota, Fungi, Glomeromycota, Glomeromycetes, Diversisporales, Gigasporaceae.
AUGGUAUUGAAAAAACUUUAUAGAAAUUUUAAAAAUCCUGAAUUGACAACACAUGAAGAGUCUACUGAAAGAAAUAAAUUGAAAAGACAAAAUUGGAAAAAAGUUACAAAUUUAGGUUCUAAUAAAAGUGGAUCAAGCAAGAAAUAUAAAAGGAUACACAAAAAUUUAGAUCCAAAACCAAUCAAAGGUGUAAAAUCAAUGGAUGAAUUAAGUUCAUCUGAUACAAAUAAUAAUAUCUAUAUUUUGAAUACAAACAAUAAAUCAAAUACAGAUGAAAUUUUAAAUGAAAAUGAUUCGAGUUUCAUUAAAAUUUCUUGCAUAAUAGUGGAAAAAGUUACAAAUUUAGGUUCUAGAUCAAGCAAAAAAAAGCACAAAGAGUCAAAAAUGUAUAAGUAUAUCAUAAAUUUGAGUAAUUCAAAACUAAGCAAAUGUGAAGAUCUGGAGAAACCAAGCAAAAAUUUAAAAAAUAAGAAGUUUUUCAGAGAAUAUAAGUUUUCUAAAAAAAUAAUUCAGAAAGCAAAAAAUUAA